CGUCACUUCCGGUCUUAGUUGGACAGUAGUAGAAAAAAAAUUGGUAGCCAUGAAUUUCAGCUAGCUAGCCACCGAGAACUGUCUGUGCACUUGAGUCAGACCAUCCAUGUCAAGACACAAAAAGCAUUUUCGAAGUCUUGUGGCGCUUUUGUGUACAUAUAGGGGCACGCCAGCCUACCUGCCGGUCUACUGUGAACCAAUCCAGCUGGCACAGUGACUAGAUCAGAACACAUUGGCACUGUUUUGUGCCAGUUCUAUUGAAGACCUAGGAAUUUCCAAAUCCAGAAGAUGAACGGGUUGUCUAUACGAGAGCUAUGCUGCUUAUUCUGCUGCCCUCCCUGCCCCAGCCGCAUUGCGGCCAAACUGGCUUUCUUACCACCAGAGCCCACCUAUGCCCUUCUUCCUGACCCAGACCCAGGUUCUGGAACUGGAGCUGCACCUGGGUCUAGUUCUGGAGCUGCUUUGCCAUCACUCGGAGCGCCAGGAUUGCGUUCCCGACUGAACACUAGUAGUGGAAGUGACAGGGGGGGGGGAGGAGGAGGGGGAGGAGGAGGAGGUGGUGGUGGUGGCGGCGGCAGUGGUGGAAGCGGCAGUGGCAGUAGUAGUGUUGGUGGGGGCAGCGUCAGUGGCGCCGCUGCUGGUGGCAGCACCAGCACCAGUACCAGUGGAGGUGCAGGAGAAGGCCGAUGGAAGCUGCAUCUCACAGAGAGAGCAGAGUUCCAGUAUACGCAGAGAGAGCUCGAUGUGACUGACGUGUUCUUGACCAGGUCCAGCCGAGGAAACAGGGUUGGAUGCAUGUACAUUCGCUGUGCACCCAAUGCCAGGUUUACAGUUCUGUUCUCCCAUGGUAACGCGGUAGAUCUGGGCCAGAUGAGCAGCUUCUACAUCGGCUUGGGGACCCGCAUAAACUGCAACAUCUUCUCCUACGAUUACUCAGGCUAUGGCGUUAGCACUGGCAAGCCGUCUGAGAAGAACCUUUAUGCUGACAUUGAUGCUGCUUGGCAUGCCCUGCGCUCCCGGUAUGGCAUCAGCCCUGAAAAUAUCAUUCUGUAUGGCCAGAGCAUCGGCACAGUGCCCACAGUAGACUUGGCAUCACGGUUUGAGUGUGCUGCUGUUGUGCUCCACUCUCCCCUCACCUCUGGCAUGAGGGUGGCUUUUCCUGACACCAAGAAAACAUACUGCUUUGAUGCCUUUCCUAACAUAGAGAAGGUGUCGAAGAUUCCAUCUCCAGUGCUCAUCAUCCACGGUACGGAGGACGAGGUAAUCGACUUCUCGCACGGCCUCGCCCUUUUCGAGCGCUGUCCCAAGGCCGUGGAGCCCCUGUGGGUGGAGGGGGCAGGGCACAACGAUAUUGAGCUUUACAGUCAGUACCUGGAGAGGUUACGACGCUUCAUCAACCAGGACCUGGCCGCACAGCACGCCUGAGAAACAGACGCCCACCUCUCUACGUUUGUGUGAAUGAGUUUGUGUGUGGGACUGAGUGCGAAACAAGGCAUCUGGGUGAAAAACAGACCUAAAGCCGAUGUGUAAUUUUUGUUACAUCUGUGUGUCUUUGAUGCAGCACACCUUUCAGGUUAAUGAUCAUCACAACCUAUCUACUGCUUCCUCUUUUAAAGGUGAGACCAUUUUUUUUUCCAUCAUCUUCUAUCUGCAUGGUGGAGUGUGGUAAAAUGCUCCUAACAGAACCCAAGGUGAAACAACUUCACACAAAUGCAGUUUUUAACUCAUGGGGUGGGUUAAUGUGAUCCCAGGAACAGCAAUGUGCUUUGUCCAAAAAGGCCCACAGAUGUCAUUGUAAGUGAAUGUAUGCGUGUGUGUGUGUUGAGUUCACAUCGUCCUGCGGCGCCUGAGUAACGCGUGCAUGUUCUUGAGCGUGUUGAUGAGAUGCAGCGCUGACAGAAAUGAAGGACAUCUUAAUGACUCGGACAGCUGCAAGUGGAGGAGGCACAUGGAGACUCCAUACUGGUUUUGUUUUUAUUUGUGUGUCUGUAUGAAUGAAGAAUACCUCCACAGCUCGACCAAGUCACUCUCUAAACUGGUCAAGUGUCCUCCUCCUCCUCCUCCACCUCCUGUUUACCUGUUAAUGGACAUCCAUCUGACUGCCAGGGCAUUUCCCAAGUAGUUGUCAAGCUAACACUAAAUCCGUUUGUGUGCUUUGGGGGUCCAUCACUUUUUUUUGUUGUAGUCACCCACGGUGGACGGCAUUGCAGAGUCAGGAAUACGUCAGAACUUGGCUGGUGGGUGUCUCGUAGUUCUUGCUCCUUCACGUCUGCCUUCUGAAUUUGAAACAGGAUUUGGAGCCACGCUGAGUAUGGGUGCUGUUCUUUGGCAUUAAGAUUAAAAUCAGAAUCAUGUCACUUUAGAGCAGUUUACUGUAAAACCAAAAGCUGCAGCCCCACAGUGUUUGCUGGUAGUGACAGCAGGGCUAGGUCAGAUUUGAAGGUAGAGUUUAACACUUAGAACUUUCUUUUUCACCUUUUUGUUAGUUGGGGCAAAUGAUUCACAGAGCUGCAGAAAAAGCUAAAUAAUGAAACACAUUUUCCCAAAGUUGAACUAUUUCAUCAAGUCUGAGUUGUGGAGCACGUCCCUUUUGCCUAACGGCCCCUUUUUGGAGCUCAGUGUUGUGGCUGAGUCUUCGGUUUGUUCCACGUGAAAUCCUCACACUAACAGAUUCACGCCGACUGACUUGUAGCCUUACAGCACAGCUCAUUUUCCAAGUCUCGUUCCAGUAGCGCUCAUCGGCAGAGUUAGACGCUCUCCUGCUCACACGCACCCUCAGCACAUUUUUGUCGUCUCGAUGUUAAAAAUUGAAACCUGUUCGUUUAGGGAAGUAGGCUGCGUGUUUCUGAACCCUGUGUGUUGAUGCUAUGAGUAAUAGCAUGACGUGGGCCGCGUGCCGGGACGGGACCUCCAUAGCUCGGUUUUAUCCUCUGUGGCACUAAGUGUACAGGAGCUCUCUUAUGGGUGGCAGCACACUUCAUGUCUGACACAAGCCAUGUUUGAGCCUCUCACUGUUGGCGUGGUGCAGGUUACACCACCCACACGUUUGCACAUCAUUACACAUACAUUUCCAUAAACAUACUAAAUACACAUGUAGUAGACAAUGCAUUUACACAUUUAUAUAUAUCAGAUCAAGCAUGACAAAAGCAGGUCUUAAGUUUAGCACUAUUGUACAAAGCAUCCAAAGUGUAAUAAGGGUAUAAAAAGU
Betta splendens (Siamese fighting fish) is the source of this 3208-nucleotide messenger RNA. Its product is annotated as alpha/beta hydrolase domain-containing protein 17A-like. Gene Ontology annotation, cellular component: plasma membrane; endosome membrane. Gene Ontology annotation, biological process: protein depalmitoylation. Lineage: Eukaryota; Metazoa; Chordata; Actinopteri; Anabantiformes; Osphronemidae. The record is from RefSeq and is a predicted model, not a curated record. The transcript has 6 exons. The coding region runs from base 289 to 1425 and encodes 378 amino acids. Gene Ontology annotation, molecular function: palmitoyl-(protein) hydrolase activity.